CGUAUUUCGCCCUUUUUCCCUUCCACCGCUCGUCGCCCGUGAUGUAGAAACUCCUGAAAAUUACGGGGGAAAAUGUCGGGUAAAACAUCUCAAAGAGCUCUUUCAGCAGCUAUAUCCCAGGGAAUUUUAGGCUCUCCGUCUCUUACUUAUGAACCAGGAAAGCCCAAGCAUGCAGGUCUGUUUUACGAUCUCGAUGAAUUCGAAUCUGGACUCGACAGGGCAGAAGAAGCUUUUGGUAAAGAUGUUCUCCAUGCAAUUGCUGUAAAAGCCAAUCCUGUUUCAGCUAUGCUAAAGAUUAUUCUUAAAAAGGGUCAUGGUCUUGAGUGUGCUUCAAUCACAGAAGUGCUACACGGCAUGGAUCUUGGAUUUCCUCCUGAGAAAAUUGUGUUUGACUCACCUGUGAAAACAGAGCCAGAAUUGAAGUUUGCUUUAGAAAAUGGAAUUCAUGUAAAUGUGGACAAUUAUCAAGAACUUGAGAGAAUAACAGCUAUAAUAAAUGAUCAAGGUAGACAAACAAAAUCAUCAGUUGGAAUAAGAUUGAAACCUAUUCUUGGGGUUGGUGCUGUUAAAGCUCUAAGUACAUGUACAGCAGAUUCAAAGUUUGGAGUCCAGCUGACAGAUUCAUCAAAAGAAGAAAUCAUCAGCUGGUAUUUGGAUCGCCCCUGGUUAACAGCAGUUCAUAUACAUAUUGGGUCCCAGAGUUUUGACUGUAGUGAUCUUACCUGUGGUGUUAAAUGUGUUGUUGACUUUGCUUUGGAAGUGAAUGGAAGAUUAGGGAAAAAACAGAUCCACACUAUUGAUAUUGGUGGAGGAUUACCUGCUAACUUGGAGGAUGACACUACUCGACCAUCAUUUCAAGAUUAUGCAGAGACCCUGAAAAAAGAAGUUCCAGAACUUUUCCCUAGCUAUGGGGCUUUCAAGAAAGUAAUUACAGAAUUUGGCCAAGCAUUUAAUGCGAAGGCUGGCUGGCUGGUUAGUCGAGUGGAAUACACAAAGAAGGCUUCGGAUAACCUAAAAAUAGUUCUUAUACAUUUUGGAGCGGAUAUGAUGACGAGGACGUGUUAUUGCCCUAAUGUGCAGAAAUACCAAAGACGAGUUGAAGUUUUUAGCGAAGAAGGACAAUUAAAAGAAGGAGAGAGAAUGCGCUAUAAUAUUGCCGGCCCUCUGUGCUUUUCUGGUGACGUAGUAAAGCGAGAUGUACUUCUUCCGACGGUUGAAGAAGGAGAUUACCUCAUUUUACAUGAUUGUGGUGCAAAUUCCCUAUCACUUUUUUCACGACAUUGCAGUCGUCAAGCACCUGCUGUUUUAGGUUAUCGUGUGCUUGAGGAUGGCAGCGUGAGCUUUAAAGUAUUAAAAGAAGCUGAAACAGUAGAUGAUCUUCUAAUAUUUUGGAAAGGUAGAGAAAUGUAACCAGAACCAGACAGGUGGACAGAAGUGUUAUCUACAGAUACAGAACUUGUCCUGGUCACUUUUAUAUUUUUAAUGAAGGAUAGUGUGUAAUUGGAAGGGCUUGACCCACAAAUAAAUAUGAAUAAAUGUU
Pocillopora damicornis (cauliflower coral) is the source of this 1540-nucleotide messenger RNA. RefSeq lists its product as uncharacterized. NCBI's taxonomy places the organism in Eukaryota, Metazoa, Cnidaria, Anthozoa, Scleractinia, Pocilloporidae. Gene Ontology annotation, molecular function: diaminopimelate decarboxylase activity. Gene Ontology annotation, biological process: polyamine biosynthetic process. The record is from RefSeq and is a predicted model, not a curated record.